CUGCGUUUUAAGGAGAAGCGACGAGCCUCUUCUUUCUCAAUUUCUCUGUUAUUGCUCCAGCCACAGCCAUCGCUCCACCUUGGUCGCAGUCGCCUUCAGAGGAUUCGUUUGUUUGUUAGACAGGUUACAGACCAAAGUGUAGCUGUUCUUCUUCCCUGAACAUUAUGUCUGCAAAUAUGAGCCUUCGCCUGAUUACAUAUUCCGAAGAGCUUGUAAAUGGACAACCAAUUUAUGUUUCAUCAAAUUGUCUUCCCUUGAAGGCUUUUAGACUUGAACCAGCGGGGCAUGCUUUCCACUCUGCUGCUCUAAGAGUUCUUGGGUGUUAUGAGGAAGAAGGUGAAGAUGAGGAUGAUCAGAAUGUGCCCAAUGAUAAGGAGCAAAGUUAUUUUCCAUCAUCGGGUUCAUAUAGCAGCAAAGGUAAAAAGAAAUCUGGUGCUGAAGGCAAACAGCAGGAUCAUUAUGCAUUGUUGGGUUUAAGCCAUUUAAGAUUCCUUGCCACUGAGGACCAGAUAAGAAAGAGCUACCGUGAAACUGCUUUGAAGCAUCAUCCUGACAAACAGGCUGCUCUCAUUCUUGCUGAGGAAACUGAAGCUGCAAAGCAAGCGAAGAAAGAUGAAAUAGAGAACCACUUCAAGUCCAUCCAAGAAGCAUAUGAGGUGUUAAUUGAUCCUGUGAAGAGAAGAAUUUAUGACUCUACAGAUGAAUUUGAUGAUGAAAUUCCAACUGAUUGUGAGCCACAAGACUUCUUCAAAGUAUUUGGUCCAGCCUUUAUGAGGAAUAGCAGAUGGUCGGUUAACCAACCGGUUCCUACUCUAGGGGAAGAGAAUACUCCACUUAAAGAAGUCGAUAUGUUUUAUAAUUUUUGGUAUUGCUUUAAAAGUUGGAGAGAGUUCCCUCAUACAGAUGAGUUUGAUCUUGAACAAGCUGAGUCUCGCGAUCAUAAGAGAUGGAUGGAGAGACAGAAUGCAAAACUUUCAGAAAAAGCAAGAAAGGAAGAAUAUGUACGGAUACGUUCUCUCAUUGAUAAUGCUUAUAAAAGAGAUCCUAGAAUACUUAGGAGAAAGGAGGAGGAGCGAGCAGAAAAGCAGAAAAAAAGGCAGGCCAAAUAUUUGGCAAAGAAGUUGCAGGAGGAGGAAGCAGCCAGGAUUGCUGAAGAGGAGAAACGGCAGAAAGAGGAAGAGGAAAAACGAGCUGCUGAAGCAGCUUCACACCAGAAGAAGGUGAAGGAAAAAGAGAAGAAGCUCUUGCGGAAAGAGCGAACCCGUCUUCGAACUCUAUCAGCUCCUGUUUUGACCCAAAAUCUGUUCAAUAUUACUGAAGAUGACGUGGAAAGUCUCUGCAUGUCACUUGAAACUGAGCAGUUGAGGAAUUUAUGUGACAAGAUCGAGGGAGCAGAAGGGCUUGAACGAGGUAAACUUCUCAGAGAUGCACGUGGAGGCAAUAAUGACUCAACAGGUAAGAAACAAGGUGAGAAGAAUCCACAGCAUAAUGGUUCUGUGGAAGUUAAUGGAAAUGUCCCAUUAGGCAAGUAUGAGAAAAAGGAGAAACCUUGGGAAAGAGAAGAAAUUGAGCUCUUGAGAAAAGGGAUGCAGAAAUAUCCCAAAGGAACAUCUCGAAGAUGGGAGGUUAUUUCUGAAUACAUUGGCACAGGAAGAUCCGUUGACGAGAUAUUGAAGGCAACAAAAACAGUUCUUCUCCAGAAGCCCGAUGCCGCCAAAGCUUUUGAUUCAUUCCUUGAGAAGAGAAAGCCGGCUCAGUCCAUUGCAUCUCCACUUACAACUAGAGAGGAAACAGAGGGAGUACUCAUCCAGAAUGGGCCUGAAAGUAAUGCUUCUAAUAAGGAUAACUUGAAGGAGUCUUCAAGCACAAGUGGGAAACAACAAAAUCCUGAUGGUGCGGUUGCUUCAAAUGGGGUUACUUCAAGUUCAGAGCAAGAUUUGUGGUCUGCUGUUCAAGAAAGGGCUCUAGUUCAAGCCCUGAAGACAUUUCCAAAGGAAACUAAUCAGCGUUGGGAACGAGUUGCUGCUGCAGUUCCUGGGAAAACUGUGAACCAGUGCAAGAAGAAGUUUGCAUUGCUGAAGGAGCAUUUCAGAAACAAGAAAAAUGCUGUUUAGUUGGUUCUGCAUCCAAUGGUAUGCCAAAUGUGACAAAUGUGCUCGAGGAGACUGUGUUUUGACCUCUCUUUAAAUUUGAUUCCUUUCUCUUUUCAAGAUGGAAUAGCCUGAAGCUACAUUGCCAAGGAGAACAUUUUUUCCUUUUAAUUGCAUUUUCUAGGGCAGCUUCUGAUGUUUUACCACAUAGGUUAUAUAUCUAAUAUUUUUGGGAGGGGUAGCCCCUUAGGCGGAUCUAUGCUGAGAGGUUCCUGUGUCAACCCAUUGCUGAAGGUACUUCAUUUUCAUGGGAAUCUUUUUUGUACUUCGUUUGAAAAAUCAGAUCAUGCUUUAUAUUACAGUGUUUAGGUUUUACAUGUAUUGCAUUGAGAGAACAAAGGAAGGUUGUAAGUUUUACUUCAACUAUUUUAAUGAUUGUCUGAUAUUGCUGUUGGAUUAUCAUGGGAGAGGGUUCUAUGUUAUCAUUUUUAGUUAGAUUAUGGUUGUAUCGUCCGACAUUCAAUAGUUAUUAUCAAAUUGCCAGUAUAAAUCUUGGCAUUUUUA
Messenger RNA from Vitis riparia (riverbank grape), 2654 nucleotides. Its product is annotated as dnaJ homolog subfamily C member 2. Gene Ontology annotation, cellular component: cytosol. The coding region runs from base 165 to 2114 and encodes 649 amino acids. Gene Ontology annotation, biological process: regulation of translational fidelity; 'de novo' cotranslational protein folding. NCBI's taxonomy places the organism in Eukaryota, Viridiplantae, Streptophyta, Magnoliopsida, Vitales, Vitaceae. Gene Ontology annotation, molecular function: ribosome binding; Hsp70 protein binding. The record is from RefSeq and is a predicted model, not a curated record. The transcript is spliced from 2 exons.